Messenger RNA from Mugil cephalus (flathead mullet), 2283 nucleotides. RefSeq names its product tumor necrosis factor ligand superfamily member 10-like. Gene Ontology annotation, molecular function: tumor necrosis factor receptor binding. The transcript has 6 exons. Gene Ontology annotation, cellular component: membrane. The record is from RefSeq and is a predicted model, not a curated record. NCBI's taxonomy places the organism in Eukaryota, Metazoa, Chordata, Actinopteri, Mugiliformes, Mugilidae. Bases 250 to 1119 code for a protein of 289 amino acids. Gene Ontology annotation, biological process: immune response.
AAAAAAAAAAAAAAAGAAAAAGCUCCCUGUUCACUUCUGUCUAAUAACAGUGACAUCUUGAGGCUGCUGUUAAUGCAACAUACCUCCUCUCUGCUCCACCUACAAAUUGCUGCACUGUUUCCCUCCCUCUCUGUCUUUACAACAGAAAUGCGGCAGAGCUUGAUCUGACUUGUCCUGUCUGCUUGGAAGUGUCUUCUUGCUCCUCUGGACUUUGCUGAGGUCGUCUCUCUCUCUCUCUGUCUCCGUGAUAUGGCCAUUUCCAUUUCUGUCCAGUGUCUGGGGCUCAUCAUACUCGCAGCAGUCCUCCUGCAGACCAUCGCGGUUGCCAUCAGUUGCAUGUACUUCAACAAAGUCCUGAACACGAUGCAGGAGAGUUUUUCCCGGAGCAGCGUAUCCUGCCUUAUAAACGCGAACCCGCCCUCCGAACUCAAGGACCCGGCAGCGGAUGGCAAAAAGAGCGACCCCUGCUGGCAGGUCACGCAGCAGCUCCACUACCACAUAGAGAAGAUGGCUGACAGAUUCCAGAGUGAGAUAUCCACUGCUAUGAGAAAUAAGCUGACAGGAGCGCUGCCCGUCUUGACCCCCGGGGUCCGAGGGGUCCCUCUCCCUAAAGUCGCCGCCCACGUGACCGGCGUUGCCUCCUCCACCGAGCCCCCGGCGGCAGAGAAUGAGGGCUCGCAAGGCAGCAGGGGCUACAUGGGGGAGCGCAUCAGAGCGUGGGAGGGCCAGAGAGGCCUGUCCUUCCUGCAGAACAUGGAGCUGAGGGGAGGGGAGCUCCUGGUGCCCAGAGCGGGCCUCUACUACGUCUACGCCCAGACCUACUUCAGACUCCCCUCCGCGGGGGAGGCGGAAGGGGACGCGAAGGAGGAGGAAGCGGCAGCGGAGCUUGUCCAGUACAUUUACAAGAAGAUGAGUUCCUACACGGUACCUAUCCUGCUGAUGAAAUCGUCCCGGAGCGUCUGCUGGCUCCGGGGCCCGGAGCCCGGCCUCUUCUCUCUGCACCAGGCCGGCAGCGCCUUCCUGCAGCCCGCCGACCGCCUCUUCGUCACCGUCAGCAACGCCAGCGCCAUGGAGAUGGACGGGAGGGCGAGCUACUUCGGGGCCUUCCUGGUGGGCUAAAAAAAAAAAAAAAAAGGAGGCGGAGGACCUGGACUGAAAGCGAAAGAGGCAUUAGCAGAGGUGGACCCUAGUGUCGGGGGGUUUGCUUAGUGAGUUGGUGUCUGAAGGUGCAUGACUGAAGGGGCUUCUUCACGGACCACGGAGCAGCCGCGGUGGGACGCGCUCAGUCGGCCAAAACAACACAGGAGAGGAGCCGCUGUCACGCCCUCACGCAGGAUAUUAAUUCCGUUUUUAAGGCUGGUGAACAGAACUGCACCGUGAGACGGUAAAACACGGAUUACGUGGUGCAUUCAGAGGACGUGGGACUCGGAGCGCCGCAGCGGAUCAAAUGCCGCGUUCUGCCUGCAGGCAGAACCGUUAACGGAAGAGGAGGAAAUGACGGCGGCGUCGGACACAUGACACAAGUUUUUAUAAAAAACAAAAAAACAAAACAAAAAAAAACGGACAAGAUUUUACUUGUUCAGCAUUAUGAAUGAAGCUAUUUUAUAUUUUUUUACUGUUUAAUUUCCUGUGCCUUGAAAGAAUGCGUUGAAGGGAAGCCCUGUGACCCGCGUAUCUCGAUACACUCCUGCAGUGUGCGUGGUUUGACAUCCAUCCUCAUCCUCUCAUCACCUACAGAUACAAGUAGUAACGUCGCCAGCAAUUACUGGGUGAAUAGGAAUGAAAAAUGUGUGGAUACAUUUGUGGUUUCCAGGCAAUAAAUCCUGCCCCUGACGUUUCCCCUAGUGCCACCAUGAUGUUUGUGGUUUGGAGUGGGAUGUCUGAGAAACUAUUGAAUGAACAUGUUCAGACAUAAUCUCCUCAGGGUAAACUGCCAUAACGCUGGUGUCACUGUGUCAGGAUGUUAGCAAAUGUUAGCCUGUUAGCAUGUUGUCAAGCUCCCCUUGUUUUAAUGGUUUUUUGUCGAUUUAAUUUACUUCGAAGUAACCUGUAACAAUGUUUACACUUCUCGGUCUAUUGCAGUGUUCAGUUAAUAACCUUAGAUGGGCUGGACUUGAAUGCAACAACAACAAAAAAAGACACCGAACUGAAAAAGUAAAAAACUAUCAUUUAAUUCAUGUUGUAUUACAUGUUUCCAUAAUAUGGCAGUGAAUGUUUCAGCAAUAAUAGUCACUCCUCAAACAAGAGUUUUUACAUUAAAAAAGAAAGAAAAAAAAAAAAAAA